Mesorhabditis belari is the source of this 765-nucleotide messenger RNA. NCBI's taxonomy places the organism in Eukaryota, Metazoa, Nematoda, Chromadorea, Rhabditida, Rhabditidae. The record is from the annotation of a GenBank genome assembly.
AUGCGUUCAAUUUUCCUUCUCUUCCUAGCAUUCGCGCUGAUUUCUGUGAUUGUGGCAGACGACGAUGCGCAAGGAGAGCAUGAAAAGCAAAAGAGAGAUGCCAAGGAUCCAAGUAGCCGCGCGCGACGUCAUGACCCGCCACGUCACGAAAGAGACGGCGAUGAGCAUGUAGCUCAACGUGAACGCCGUGACGACAAGGAGACCGGAGCUCAACGUGAACGCCGUGACGGCGAUGAGCAUCUAGCUCAACGUGAACGCCGUGAGGACAAAGAGACCGGAGCUCAACGUGAACGCCGUGACGACAAGGAGACCGGAGCUCAACGUGAACGCCGUGACGACAAGGAGACCGGAGCUCAACGUGAACGCCGUGACGGCGAUGAGCAUGUAGCUCAACGUGAACGCCGUGACGACAAGGAGACCGGAGCUCAACGUGAACGCCGUGACGACAAGGAGACCGGAGCUCAACGUGAACGCCGUGACGGCGAUGAGCAUCUAGCUCAACGUGAACGCCGUGACGGCGAUGAGCAUCUAGCUCAACGUGAACGCCGUGACGGCGAUGAGCCUUUAGCUCAACGUGAACGCCGUGACAGCGGUGAGCCUUUAGCUCAACGUGAACGCCGUGACGGCGGUGAGCCUUUAGCUCAACGUGAACGCCGUGACAGCGGUGAGCCUUUAGCUCAACGUGAACGCCGUGACAGCGGUGAGCCUGUAGCGCAACGUGAACGCCGUGACGGCAAAAAAGAUAAGAGAGAUGGAGAUACCAAA